This is a messenger RNA of Anisakis simplex (herring worm), 264 nucleotides long. The record is from the annotation of a GenBank genome assembly. Lineage: Eukaryota; Metazoa; Nematoda; Chromadorea; Rhabditida; Anisakidae.
AUGCAUUCAAUAUAUCAAGAAAAUGGCGAGAAUGAACUCACUUCGCUGCCAUCAACUGAUAAUGAGGAGCUGAACGAUGAGAAAGCAUCAGAACAGGCUGAAGAAGAAUUCAUGCGUCGCGCUGGUUUGAUUUCGCAGGGCAGUUUGGANGAGAAAGUCUCAUCAAGUGAAUCAGAUAUGAUCGCCACGGAACUAUCGGAUUUGGUGAAUUACGUUCGAGCAAUGGGCAAACUCACAUCGUUUGAGAUCAGCGAAAGUUUGUGA